Messenger RNA from Fibroporia radiculosa, 576 nucleotides. RefSeq lists its product as uncharacterized. The transcript has 6 exons. The coding region runs from base 1 to 576 and encodes 191 amino acids. NCBI's taxonomy places the organism in Eukaryota, Fungi, Basidiomycota, Agaricomycetes, Polyporales, Fibroporiaceae. The record is from RefSeq and is a predicted model, not a curated record.
AUGUAUGGCAUAUGCCUAUCCUCUUCUGCUUUAACCGGGAAUGACUCCGCAAUAAUCGUGUUCACAUAUGCUAUCUGCGUUUUGUUCUGCAAUCUGAUUGUCAUCUUUUCGGCGUGGUUCUACCUCCACAGAUUUGUAUCAUCAGAAGGAGCCCUUGGGGGUAUGAAUACAAUCGCACGCAUUUUAUUGAGAGAUGGAACGAUGUAUCUUACCCCGCUCUACAGAGCUCUCUCGGCUCUCAACCUCGAACGUGUCAUUUUUUACACAUGCCACUCUAGUGUUGUUCUAGAUUACAUUUUGAUUGUCUUGGUCGGACUGGCGCGACCACUGUCCUCCAUCGUCCUGUCUCGUUUGCUGCUACAUCUUCAGGCAGCCUCAUCCGAGGCACAAGCAUCGCACACUGGUGGCUACUAUGGGGCACACACCAAGACCUGGCUCCAAGACCUUGAAUUUGCGCGCUCGCAGAUCCUGUGCUCCGAGCUCGUAUCGAGGUCAUCAGCGGAUGUGGCAGAAGUGAUGCACGCAGAUGGAACAAGCUACAGCGAUCCAGAGGAUGGAACGAAUCGGGAGGAAUAG